This is a messenger RNA of Marchantia polymorpha subsp. ruderalis, 4020 nucleotides long. The record is from the annotation of a GenBank genome assembly. NCBI's taxonomy places the organism in Eukaryota, Viridiplantae, Streptophyta, Marchantiopsida, Marchantiales, Marchantiaceae.
GGGGGGGGGGGGGGGGGGGGGGCUGACUCGCUCAGGGAGGCAGGCGCAUCAGCAGCAGGUCAGGAGAAAGGGAGAGAGAGGGAGGGGGCCGGGGGAGAGCAUAGAGUAGAUCACAUCUGUCUGUUACUGCCUCGGCUGGGGGCCUGCGGUCGUCGUAGUGAGCAUUUGGAAUGCAGCGAGGCCAAGAUGUGAUGACACUAGUAUUCUGCAGGUUCCGCCUCCUCGUGUUCGAUAUGGGAACGAUCUUCUAGUGAUUGUAAAUAUGAUUUCGAUUAGUAGGUCGGUUUCUCCGUCGAGCAGCUGCAGCAGCCGAAAACGUGCUGGCGAGCGAGCGAUUGGAAUUCCAGUGAUGUACAGAAUGCGCAUUUGACAAGGCGGGCAAUUGGUCACGCGUAGCUGGAGUUCUUAUGAUUGUGAGACUCACGCGGUGCCUAGCAAGCUGUUGAUGCCUCCUUCGCAUGAGGGCGACAGCUAGCCGGGAAAGCGUACUUUCUUACAUUGGAACAAGCUUACUUGGCGAGGUGUGUAGAGAAAUGUUGAGCUCUCAGAUGAUGUAGAAGGAGGCUGUCAGAGCAGCCACAUACAUGGCGGAAAAUUUGGAAAAGCCUUACGAGCCUGCAGUAAUGGCACUCGAUGGAGCAGGAAACUCUGCAGUUGCUGAAGCCGGAAAGAGAAUGAAUGGGGCUUUAGCAAAGGUGUCAUCAUCUCACUCCUCACAGGCACCUAGCUCUCCCAAGACCGAGUGCAAGGUCUUGGCUCAAAAGCUCGCUCUACAGCCCGUACCCAAAUCUAAACAGGACCAAUGGGGUUUGCUUACUGCAGUGUCAGAGAAGGCUAGGAAGCGUCCACAGGGUUCACACAUCAUGCUACAUAAUUCCGAUCAUGUGCUCGGUCGCACAGUGGCAGAAGUGAGCUGUCAAUUUGAGUCACCUGCUGUGAGUGGAAGGCAUUGUACUAUCACUCGGAAACUCACCACCUUGGAUGGGAGCGUCAAGCCUUCUGGCAGUGAGGCAGUUCCGGGAGAUCACUACGUUGUCUUCGUGAAGGAUUCUAGCUCAAACGGAACCUACAUUAACAAUCAAAGAUUGAGAAAGAAUGGCCCGGAGCUAAGAGUCCAACACGGGGACAUAAUUUCCUUGGUUGCCGUUUCUGAACAUGAGAAUGCAUUGGCUUUCGUAUAUCGAGAGGUUAUUGAUGACCCGACCAGACAAGCCCCCAAAAGAAAGAUUCCUCCUGCAGAUGUUGAUAAUGAAGGAAUGGCUGGUGACGGGAAGAGGAUGCGAGGGAUUACCACGUGUUCGAGUGAAGGACCUGUUUCUCUUGAUGAUGUUCGGCGGUUGCAAAGGUCGAAUGAGGAGUUAAGGCAGCAGCUAGAGGACCAUGUGUUGAAUACAGAGAAGAUGCGCAGCGAAAUGCGUGCUACGGAGGCACGCCAUCAAGUUGAGGUGAAGGAAGUGAAAAUAUCUGUGGCAACUCAAUAUGUACAGCAGAUUGAAGAAAUUAAACGAGAGCUUGCGAAGAAGGCGAGCGACUUGGAGGAAUGUGUAGCGACUUGUGCGCAACAUGUGACAACCAUUGAAGACCUGACUCAACGUCUUGCUGCAGCAGCUCAGUCUCGAAUGGAUGCCGAAGAAGCUAUUUUAAGUCACAAGUGUAGCAUAGCGGACCUUGAGAAGCGCUUGGAAGAGGAACGUGAUCAAAAAGAGAAAGAGAGAUUUCAAGCAGAAGCCAAUCUUCGAGCUGCGAUAGAGAGAACACGUGCUGAGUCGUUGGAGGAACAGAAACGACAACAUGAAAUAUCAGCUCGUUUGCAGAAGCAGCAGCAAGACAUGAUAUUUGAUCUUCAGGAGACUGACAAGGAGAAUCGGCGCCUCGCAGAAAGCCUCAGGUCGAAACUGGAGGCAGAGAGACAAAUCGUUGUCAGUGCUGAAGAGAAGGGUCGAAGGCUUGAGGUUCUCAUCCAAGAAGAACGAUUUGCGAGGGAUAGUGCACGCAAGAAAGCUGCGGAACUUCAGGAUGAGUUAAGGCACGUGUAUACAGAUCUGGAGAGCGAGAAGGCAGCGAGAGAGUCUGCAAGGGCAAAGAUUGAGAGUUUGGAGUUGGAGAUGGAGACGGCUAUUAGGGACCUUACAUUGGAAAAGCAGCGGCUGCAAGGGGCGCGAGAGCGAAUUGUGCUCCGCAGAGAAACUCAACUGCGAGCAUUCCACUCCACUGCUGCAGAAAUUGAGGCUUUGCAGCAGAAACAACAGGAGCAGCUCAAGGCCAUGUUGAGAACCCUCGAAGACAGAGAUGAGGCAGAUCAAAAAAUAAAGAAAGCAAGGACUGAAGUUGAAGAUUCUGAUACGGAGAACGAAGACAGAGUGGAGAGUACAGGGAGAAUUUCAUACCUGGCAAGAAGUGCGCCUCCAUCUCGUCUGGAUAUGAACCCAGAUGCAGGUUUAAAUCCACAAGACUCAUCCCCAGUCGAAGAGGAGGAAAUGGAUCCUCGUGAAGAGGGUGAAGGAGGUGUUGUGAAGCCGACCGGUGAGGGAGAGGAAUGGGUUGGUGAUACCCAGGAAGAAGAGGAUUGGACUUCGAUAGUACCGGACAAAAUUUCUGAGAUGGCGGCUGUAGUGAGGGACUCAAAAGGGACUAUCCAGGAUGAUAGUGGGACGAAAGUGCAAAACUCUCUUAUGGACAACACUCAGGUCCUCGACCAUGGACAGCUUGAUGCUACACAGGUUUUGGAUAGAGUUUUGUUUCCUGAUGGGGGCCAAGUCUUAGUCAGAGAAACGAGAUCAAAGUUGAUUCAGGACAGAUGGAGAUUUGACGUUAUGGAUGUGGACAAAGCGUCAUGCGACAGAGACGAUAGUGUAGACCACGCAGUUGCACUUCGAGAUUCUGGCUCUGGUAGGGACAGCGCUCAAGCUGAUAACGAUGAUAACGAAGAUAUUGAAGAAAUUGGAGGAGAAACGAUGCAAGUCGACGACCCAGUUGGGACAGCCGAGACGGACAAUGAUCUGCAGGAAGCGCUGGAGGAUACUCUGAGGUUGCACCCUUGUACUCCCCACCAAACCCUUCGUUCCAACAGUCGGAGCGCUGGAGAAAACUUGAAUGACCAGCCAAUCGACGAAGCUUCUACUCCUCAAUUGUUCAGUGCUGCUGAAGAAACUAACUUUGAAGACUCAAACGCACGUCCCGGAAACUCUCAAAAAUUGGGAUUGAGGAAUAGCCGUCUGUACGAAGAGACCCGGUUGGAAAGCAGUAAUAAGCAGGAUAAUACCAUUUGUACUGAUGAUCUUCUUGCCUCUGAGGUAGCUGGCAGUUGGGCAGUAAGUCAUGGUACUCCUGCUUCAGUGCAUGCAGACAACGAGUCAUCUGGGAGUGACGAGGGAGACGAGUAUGGUGGAGCAGAAGUUCAUCAUGGCAUCGAAGAAGGCGCCAGUCAAGUAGCUGCUUCUACCGUGUAUGGCAAACAACCUCGACCCGGGCACCAUAUCCGAUUGGAGGAGGUGUUGCAUCUUGCAGAACCUGUAAAUAGUCAGAGCUCUUUGUCACCUGCUACCACCCACACACAUCGGGAGGAACGUGUAACACUGAAUGAAGCGCUGGAGAACAUAGAACCUGGGCUUGGCAACUUGCGCGGUGCCCUCACGGUGAUGAAGCAGCCCCAGGAUGAUACCCAGGAUAGUGAUGACUCUCUGUCAGCAUGAUUGCCGCCAUUGAGACCCAAAAUAUAGAUAUGACGUGGGGAUGAUCCAUAGCCUUGACGAAGUUUAUCAACUGGCAUGUUGCAAUCUUCCUGCGAUAUCCCUGAUGCGAUUUUGACACUGCACGUGAAGGGAUAACGUCAGUGUGUAGGUUCCUUGCCCUUGGCUGUGUAGAAUCGAUAUAGUUUUCGCAGUUUUUAUAAGUUUGUUUCUCAGUUUAUCAAUUGUAUUCCGAUAGUCUUACAUAUCCUCGUUUAUGGGCCGUGAAUUAUUGCAUCGCUUUUUAUGCCUCUCGAACCAUGAUGCGUCUGUGUAAUUUGCGUCACCGAUC